CCUCUAUGCAUUUGUCUCUCUCUCUCUCUCUCCUCUAUGCAUUUGUCACUGGUCGUAAACUGACCAUAAAAUGGCAAAUGAUGGCAGGAAGGAUAAGCAAGAGCCCCCCAGCUCUACUUCUGCCCUGCAGCGCCAUGACCAUGGAUUUCCUAUUUUAAGGAGUGAACCUGCUAACUCUACUGGCUGUUUCAAUGCCGCUGGAGCUAAUAAUAUGCGGAACCCAAGCACAACGAGGCCUUUGUCCCCUUUUGCUUUUGGGAGCAUGCAAGCAACGCCUAAAUCAUACUCUGAGGGAAAUCCGUCAACCGGUUUUGAAAUAAUGGGCAAUACCUCUCAUUCCCAAACACCUCAGAAUACCAGGUCUGUGCAGGAGUAUUUUCGCGCGAAAGGCAUCCAACUCCAACUCGGGCCAUAUUCAAACUCUACACGUCAGGAAGGGAACAUAACUACGGAUCAUAGUUUUCACGCUACUAAUAGUCCAGUGGCUACUGAUAAUGUGAUAAAUCCUGCCUAUUAUGCCAACAUUUUUCAGAAUCCAUCUACUAGCAAUCAAUUUGUGAAUGAUAAUUCAGCUUCAAGCUCACGGAGGAUCGAACAACGAGAAGUGACUAUUGGUAAUCAUCGCUUUCCUCAAACAGUCGGGAGUUUUUUCAAUUAUGGAGGUCAAACGCUUUUUUCAGACUCUGCCUUAGAUGGUGAAGAAAUUGAAAUGAGCAACAACUUAAUGCCCAGUGCAGUUCAAUCCCUUUCUCCACAGAAACGUGAUGGGAUUCUUUUGAGACUCGGAAUUGAGGAUCCUGAAGAGGCUUUAUCUCGAUGUAGUAUUUCAGGAAGAGAUAUCACCAGCGAUAAUAAUCAGAUGGCAGCAUUCCCUAGAUCAAACACUUUCGAUGCUCAAAGUGCCGUAAAUUUUUCAAAUCCAAGUAUUGAUAUGGCUGGUGAUUUUUCUGUUUUUCGAAAUAACAGGGAUUGUUUUUCCUGGAGACAACAACAUGUGGAUAAUUGGACGUUCCCUAACAGUACUCAACAUGUUCUGUCUGAUGGCAAUGCAGAGCUUCUUUCUAACUCAAAUUCUAUUGCACAAACGCCACAACAUGAUGAGAGGCAUCACUUUUUUAUACCAAGCGACAGUGUUACUCCUGGAAUUGUAGGUAGCCAUGAUGCAGGAUUUGCGGGUAUCGAUUCUGAUAAUUAUUGUGAAGAUUAUUCAACUAUAUCGCCAAUUCCAGGAAGCAGUCAAGUGGUACCGAAUUCCAGGCAGAGCAGGGCAACUGGCUUGCUGCCAUCAACACCUGGUUUGAGUAGUAGGACUUCCACUCAACCAUCAUCUAGCAAUGAUCAAAGGUUUAGAUUUGGUGUUACUCCGGAGCUUCUUUCAAAUUCACGUUUUGUUGCACAAACACUGCAACAUGACGAGGGGCAUCACUUUCCUAUGUCGAGCAACAGGAUUGACCUUCAAAUUGUAGGGAACCAAGAUGAGGAAUUGGCAAGUAGUGUUUCCAAUAAUGAUUUUCAAGAUAACUCAAUUCUGUCACCAAUACCGGGAAGGAAUCAAGUUGUGGUGCAUGAUUCUCCGUGGAGCAGGGCAACAUCUGAUUCGAGUUGGAGGACUUCUGAAUCUUCCAUGUUCCUACCUCUUAAUACAGUGACAAGAAGCAAUUCCCUGCAGAAUCAAUUUGGGGAGCCUUUUGCAGCCAACGAGGGUGGUGGUGCUACGCAAGUUUCUAAAAGAGGUCAGCAAAUUCCAAUCACAAGUGUCAAUAGAAUUCCUCAAGCCGGUCAGAUUUUGUAUGGGCCCGCUCUGAAAAGGAGUCCAACAGACUCUUCUCAAGCUGCUGCUCAGAGUCAACGAAGAAGAAUAAGAACGCCUUCAACCAAUUUAUCUAUCUCAACUCGAGCACAGAGUGAUUCACCAAUACGAAAUUUACCCGAGGUUGCUUCUUCCGCAGGCUUAGCGCGUACUUCACUUUCUCUCUCGCACCAAGCUAAUAGGACAUCACUUCAACCCCAACACCAGACUGCUCAAAUGCAUCACCUCAUACCUCAGGUAGCCUCGUCAAUCCUGCCCCAGCCAGGUGCCUCUUUGUUGCCACACCAGUUUCGGUUCAUUCCAUUUCCACCACAUAUGGUGAUUGCUCCAGCAUUCCCCCCGCAGCUUUUGCCAGCACAACCUUUCCCACUCCCACCCAGACAUGUCCAAACUGUCCCGAUUCAUCCCGGGUCUCGCGCUAUAAUUCCCCCAUUCCAACCUCAGUAUGUUCCUACUUUCCCUCUCCAGCCUGGGAUUGCUCCAACUUUCCCUUUCCAACCCCGGAGCACUUCACCUCUUCAGCCCCGGAAUCUUCCACAUCCCCAACCCCGAUCCCGGAGGGCUCGAGGAAGACCACCUCGUCUCCGGGGUACUCCACGUCUACGGCAUCCCCCGACUAAUGCUAUACGUCAUCAAUUUCCCCGGACUAAUGAAGUGUUCCAUAUAAAGUGGGAAGAUCCAGAGAUGAAACCUCGACUACUUGGGCACAAUUGUUUCAUAUGCAAAAGGGAUCUCUCAUUCACAGAAGAAGGCCCUGUUUCCAUACCAAGUAGGGCACCACCCACUGCUGUUCUCCCUUGUGGCCACACCUUUCAUGACUCCUGCCUGGAACGCAUCACGCCUCAAAGCGAAGCUACGAAUCCCACUUGCAUCGCUUGCGCCAUCGGGGAAACUUGAAGUACCCGUUGAUGCUUUACCAUUCUUUGCUGGAUAGAACCCUGAUUUUGGUAUCUAGAUUUUGAAAAUAUAGUCAAGAAUAGAUGAGGGAUGAUAUAGAAUUUCAAAGGAAACUUGCAAUGAAUGAUAUAGGAGAAAUUUGUCAACUGUAUAGAUUCAAAAAGUGUACGGAAGUAGUCGUAACUACUCAUUUUGAUUAGUAAAACCUAACCUUUUUGGAAUUAAA
Messenger RNA from Morus notabilis, 2933 nucleotides. RefSeq lists its product as uncharacterized. Bases 71 to 2707 code for a protein of 878 amino acids. Lineage: Eukaryota; Viridiplantae; Streptophyta; Magnoliopsida; Rosales; Moraceae. The record is from RefSeq and is a predicted model, not a curated record. The transcript has 5 exons.